Molecule: messenger RNA, 2925 nt
Organism: Pangasianodon hypophthalmus (striped catfish)
Lineage: Eukaryota; Metazoa; Chordata; Actinopteri; Siluriformes; Pangasiidae
Gene: cry2
Product: cryptochrome circadian regulator 2
Exons: 12
Coding region: 151-1953 (600 amino acids)
Biological process (GO): circadian regulation of gene expression; negative regulation of DNA-templated transcription; entrainment of circadian clock by photoperiod
Cellular component (GO): cytoplasm; nucleus
Molecular function (GO): DNA binding; FAD binding
Source: RefSeq, a predicted model, not a curated record
UCUGGAACUUCUGGAAAGCUGCACACAGAGAGAGAGAGAGAGAGAGAGAGAGAGAGGGGAAACUGUCAGCUGUGGAUUACUGGAGGCAGUUAGAGAUCAGCUUCGAAGCGUUUUUGGUUUUAAAGGCUAAAAUGGAGUAAAUUCGCGGUCAUGGUGGUGAAUUCAGUGCACUGGUUCCGAAAAGGGCUGCGACUUCACGACAAUCCGGCUUUACAGGAGGCGUUAAAUGGCGCGGACUCGGCGCGCUGUGUUUAUGUUUUGGAUCCGUGGUUCGCUGGAGCGGCCAACGUCGGAGUCAACCGGUGGAGAUUUCUGCUGGAGUCGUUAGAGGAUCUGGAUACGAGUUUAAGGAAACUGAACUCGAGGCUGUUUGUGGUGCGAGGGCAGCCCGCCGAUGUGUUUCCCAGACUGUUCAAGGAGUGGAACGUGACUCGACUGACGUUUGAGUAUGACUCGGAGCCGUACGGUAAGGAGCGGGAUGGCGCCAUCAUUAAAAUGGCCCAGGAGUUCGGUGUGGAGACGAUCGUGAGGCACUCUCACACACUCUACAACCCGGACAGGAUCAUCGAAAUGAACAACAACAACCCGCCGCUCACCUUCAAACGCUUUCAGGCCAUCGUGAGCCGCCUCGAGCUGCCCAAGAAGCCGCUGCCCACCAUCACGCCGGAGCAGAUGGCCAGCUGCAGCACGCAGCUCUCGGAAAACCACGACAAGCAUUACGGCGUGCCCUCACUGGAGGAGCUGGGGUUUAAAGCUCAAGGCAAGGGUGCACCAGUUUGGAGAGGCGGUGAAACUGAGGCUCUGGAGAGACUCAAUAAACAUCUGGACAGAAAGGCAUGGGUGGCGAAUUUCGAGCGUCCUCGAAUCAAGGCCCACUCGCUCUUCGCCAGCCCCACCGGUCUGAGUCCGUACCUCUGCUUCGGCUGCCUGUCGUCUCGAGUGCUUUAUUACCACUUACGUGAACUCUAUAUGAAGCUGCGCAGACGCUCCAGCCCUCCUCUCUCGCUGUUCAGGCAGCUCUUGUGGCGCGAGUUCUUCUACACUGCAGCCACCAACAACCCCAGCUUCGACCGCAUGGAAGGAAACCCCAUCUGCGUGCAGAUCCCCUGGGACAAGAACCCCGAAGCACUGGCCAAGUGGGCCGAAGGCAGGACGGGCUUCCCCUGGAUCGACGCUAUCAUGUGCCAGCUGAGGCAGGAGGGAUGGAUCCAUCACCUAGCGCGCCACGCCGUGGCCUGCUUCCUCACCCGGGGUGACCUGUGGAUCAGCUGGGAGAGCGGCAUGAGGGUGUUUGAGGAGCUGUUGCUAGACGCUGACUGGAGCGUGAAUGCUGGAAGCUGGAUGUGGCUUUCCUGCAGCGCUUUCUUCCAGCAGUUCUUCCACUGCUACUGUCCCGUGGGCUUCGGGCGCCGCAUCGACCCCAGCGGGGACUACAUACGGAGAUAUAUUCCUGAGCUGAAGGACUACCCGAGCCGCUACAUCUACGAGCCGUGGAAUACACCGGAGGCGAUUCAGAAGGCAGCGAACUGCAUUGUGGGAGUCGAUUAUCCCAAACCCAUGAUAAAUCACGCAGAGAGCAGCCGCCUCAACAUCGAGAGGAUGAAGCAAGUCUAUCAGCAGCUCUCGCACUACAGAGGCCUUAGUCUGCUAGCAUCAGUGCCCACCAUUCAGGAGGAGGCAGAGCCGUCGAUGUCGGACGACUCUCAGGCCAGCAGCAGUGGUGCCAUCUCGGCGUCCCAUCAACCACCGCCUCAGUCUGAACCCCAGCCAUCCCAAACAGAUCCCGACCCUGAUCCAGACCAGAACCCCGCUCCCGAGCCUUCAGCAUCGUCGGCUCCUGCAGCCAUGAGAAAGCGAGGUUGCUCCUCUGAACCCCAGAACUCCCAGAAUCCUAAAGUGCAGCACACCAGCCAGACUAAAGCCGAGCAGCUGCACACUGACAGCAAGCAGUGACCGAGCAGGUGAUGAAUCGCUCCCGCUGAUUCAGUCACAACAGUGCAGCAGAUGAAGGAAAACAAAAAAGGAGGAUGCUCUGCAACAAAAACCAUCCACAAGACAGGAAAUAAGUGCAGCACUUACUAGUCCAAGCUGAGGGGAAAAACAAAAAGAAAUGGCACUAAGACUGCAGUAUGUUACGGUUUGGCACAGACAGAGCUACAGCGUUUUCUGUUCUCUAGGCUUGCUACUGUUUUAAUUUUAAAUCCAUUCAGCAAGAUAAAGCUUUAAUGGCACAUUCAUAUUUAGAGUGGAUGUGCUUUGAUCAACAUUUAACAUAAUAACGCUAGCCUUUGGAUCUUAAAUCAGAUUUUUUAAACCAGCGAGUUCACAAUUCUGUUCAUAACGUUUGUUGUUCUUUAGCACUCUGACUAAAGAAGAGUUUUAUCAGUGUUGUAUUUUUAAAAGUACAGUAUAAUUCUAAUUUCAUACCUUCAGCACAUACCUGAUGAAGACAAGUAUAAUCAGUCGUAGCUUGCAGCAUAUACAAUCAGCAACAUGAAGGAAAGUUUUUCCUUUCCCUGUUUUAGUAUCUGUGUUGAGUAAAAUGCUUUGUUUUUAGAACAUUUUUAAGACGUUUCCACAACGUCCGAUUCUCUUAGUGAGAGGAUGUUAGCGUUGUUCUCUUUAAGAGAGACUACAUUCCACAUUAACCUGCACAUUCAUGAGCUUGAGUCCCCCAAACUAAGCAGACUAGCAUUAUUUAUUUAAUCUUUGUUAUUGUAUAAAAGAGUUUAUUUAGGUGGAAGUGGUAAAAGUAUUGCAGGGACGAUGAGCAGACGAGCACGUGUGCGUUUUCACGUUUGUGUGUGGAUGGGCUGGGGGAAUGCAACAACUUAUUGAAGGUGAUGAAAUAACAAUUGUUUCUGUGAUGUUGCAUCUACGCGGUUUAUCCACAGAAUAUUCAAAUAAAUACUCUGGACACACAAA